AUGGGCAUCUGCUCGUCGUGCCUGGGCGGGCGCUCCGACGAAGACCCGUCGGACGCAUCGCAGCUCCUUGGGGACGGCUACCAGCCGCAGUACGGCACCCUCGACGCCCGCCCCCAACACGCCCCACUGCCCGAUCCAGAGGAGAUUCGCCGCGAGCGUGAGGCGCUCGAGCAGAUCUGUGCCGACACGUCCAGCCAGCUCAUCACCGUCGUGCAACCCACUGCCCAGCCCGAUGCAGACCAGCCGCACGUCUCAGAGACCACCGACUAUGCCCAGCACUUCAGCAAACGCUUCCCCUCGCUGCGCGGCCUGAACAAGCGCCCGGCCCCCACCGAGGAUGCCGACGUGGACGAGGCCGCCUGGCUCGACAGCGCGCUGGGCGGCGACGACGACAACGCCGACGACCCCGUCAAGCCUGUCCAGGGAGGCCUGACGCGCCAGUUUGGCAAGUGA
This is a messenger RNA of Ascochyta rabiei, 453 nucleotides long. RefSeq lists its product as uncharacterized. The record is from RefSeq and is a predicted model, not a curated record. Gene Ontology annotation, biological process: cellular response to amino acid stimulus; cholesterol homeostasis; regulation of receptor recycling. Gene Ontology annotation, cellular component: membrane raft; Ragulator complex; late endosome membrane. Lineage: Eukaryota; Fungi; Ascomycota; Dothideomycetes; Pleosporales; Didymellaceae. The coding region runs from base 1 to 453 and encodes 150 amino acids. The transcript is spliced from 3 exons.